Bacidia gigantensis is the source of this 3513-nucleotide messenger RNA. RefSeq lists its product as uncharacterized. Bases 1 to 3513 code for a protein of 1170 amino acids. Gene Ontology annotation, molecular function: protein binding. NCBI's taxonomy places the organism in Eukaryota, Fungi, Ascomycota, Lecanoromycetes, Lecanorales, Ramalinaceae. The record is from RefSeq and is a predicted model, not a curated record. The transcript has 3 exons.
AUGGGUCGGUUCUUUCUUGUUGCAUGUUUUUCCUACUAUAUUUGCCUAGCUGUAGCCCCGGAACUUUGCUUUAGCUGUACCUUACCAUCCUUGUGCGAUGUCAGCAUUGAUAAACUAAACUAUCUACAGUCCUCAGGCAUUGUCACAAGCGUUGAUCUAGUCAAAGUGUACACACAGCGUACGAGCGAAGUCAACGAUCGGUUGCGUGCAGUCACGGAGAUCAACCCGGAUGCUCUAGUGAUUGCGAAAGUACGAGACGCCGAGCGCGCUCAUGGCUUUGUUCGUGGCCCGCUUCACGGCAUACCCAUUCUUCUCAAAGACAACAUUGCGACGACCGAUUCCCAGAACACUUCUGCAGGUUCGUUUGCGCUCCAGGGCGCCCAACCAAAGUAUGAAGCCAUCGUCGUCAAAAAGCUUCGCGCAGCUGGUGCUGUCAUCCUUGGCAAAGCGACCAUGGGAGAAUGGGCUCAAUUCAGAUCAGCUUUCGGAAGCUCUUCUCAUGGAUGGAGCGCGCUUCAUGGGCAGACUUUAGGAGCGUAUCAUACGCAGCAAGACCCGCAUGGAAGCUCAAGCGGUAGCGCAGUAGCUGUAUCUGUGGGACUCGCUACCCUUUCACUUGCUACAGAGACUAGUGGCAGCAUUGUGAACCCUGCCGAGAAGAACAAUCUUGUGGGCAUCAAACCAACCAUGGGCCUCACAUCGCGCGACAUGGUUAUCCCAAUAACUCUCCGACAGGAUUCUGUUGGACCCAUUGCCCAAACAGUCAAAGAUGCUGCUUAUAUGCUCGCGGCAAUCUCUGGCAAAGAUAAGCAUGACAAUUGGACGCUGGCGCAACCUUUCGAUGUAGUACCGGAUUAUGCAAAAGCUUGCAAUUUCAACGCUUUGAACGGCACUCGGUUAGGGGUACCUCGAAACGGGAUUGCACCCUUUCUAGACGAAACAACAAAGCCCAUCAUGGAUGCAUUCGAAAGAGCACUACGUAUCAUGCAAAAUGCUGGCGCCACCGUUAAGGAUAGUACCAAUUUUGCGAGCUUUGACAAGCGAAAAUGGGAUUUAAAUGGUGAGAUAGUGAUGGAUACGGACUUCGCUUCUGGCUUGCAAGGCUACCUAUCGAAGUUGAAGACAAAUCCUAAUAAUUUGCAUUCCCUGCAGGAUCUGGUUCAUUUCACCAGAAAUCACCCUCUAGAGGGCUUACCAGACCGCGAUAUGCAUGCGUGGGAGAGAUCUUUAAAGCGGCAAGUUGAUAGCAAUUCGGAUGAAUCUAGAGCUGCAUUCCAGGCAAAUCUCGACAUGGCAGAGGAUGAAGGUAUCAUUGGAGUGCUCAACCGCCACAAUCUCGACGCUCUGGUGAUGCCAACAUUCACGGCAUUUCACCUCACAUCCAUUGCAGGGCUGCCAAUAAUCACGGUACCCUUGGGGUUCUAUCCAAAGGAUACGCCGGUGAAGAUGAACUUGAAAGGCAACCUGAUCAGCGUUGGACCAGGUAUCCCAUUUGGCUUGUCAUUCAUAGGUCGUAAAUGGAGCGAAGAGACCCUGAUAUCUCUAGCCCAUGCUUUUGAGCAAAAGACCAUGGUGCGAAAGCAGCAAGAGCCACUGAUUAAGCCCUCCUAUGAGCUUGGAAGCCAGAUCAGGGAUGUUGCACGGCCAUCUCCAAGCAAUCUUGCAAUAGGAGCGAUGAGCGUCAAAAUGGAGUACAGGCGUCCUUUCAUGGAGAGAUUGAAGGCUCAAUUCGUCUCCUUGUCGUACGCUCUCAUGACAGCGGGUGACCUGCCGGGUAAUCCUCAAUCCACCGCUCAAGUAAGGCAGCCAUCACAAGCACUGUCAGGUGCUGCGCAAGCUUUUCGGCUCGCAAAAACGUCUUCGAACGACAUCAAUGCCGCCAAAAUCCAGGGAAAAGGAGCCAUAUAUGCCGCUUCAUCUGCCGGUGCAGCUGGAGUAAGGCACCCUUGGAAUGCCAAUGGCCUGACCAUAGCUGUAUCCGGCUCAACCGGUAUACACCAGAGACCCCUUCCCUCCAAGCACAACAGCUUCCAAGCCGAUAGAAGCAAACUUGACGAAACGAUUCUGCCAUCAGAUACACUUCGGACACCUUCGCCAUCACACAUGGCGGCUCAAAUAGCAGCCUCACGCGCCAUACCCUCAGCUGGCCCCAAAGUUCCACCACACGUAAUAAAUGACCGAUCGCAAGAGGGGAAGAGUAGAUUAGAGAACAAACUUGACGAGACUUCCGUCCCAGCCACGAAGUCUUUGGUCCAGCUCUACGAGAGGAAGCAAGAUGCCGACGUUCACCGGCCUGUCAUUCAAUCUGUUCGCUAUGCAAAGCCUCCCACGACUAUGGCUAGUCCUAUGCCGGUGAGGCCUUCCGCAAGACCUAUGUCAUCUGCAGAUGUUCUAUCGGCAUCGCUACCCAAGGCGUUGGCUCGGUCGACUUCGGCUUCGAUAUCGACCACACAUAAUACAACAAGCUCAGGAGCUGUGGCAGUAUCACUUGCAAAAAAACAGCCAGCUCCAAAGCCUCCACCUCCUCGCAGAAGUCAGCGGACAUUGAGUGAUGCAACAGAUGAAGGUGCUGUCGUUUCAAGAGAGCGCAGCGUCCAGCCCAUACAAACUCAAAGGCCUAAACCGGAUCCCCCAAGUACACUCAGGAGGCACAAAACAACGACUACUCUACCUACUCUCCCAACGGCAAUUCGACAGACUAGCCCAGCAUCUCCUCCCAUCAAACCUCUACCAAGAUCUACCUCGCAGUCCACGCUCCCACCAAAACCCAGCCCACCCCUCAGCCGCCUCUCAACAGAAACCCACCUCUCCCCUACUUCCACCAACUCCUACACACCCACCCUCACAGUCUCCUCCCUCGCAAACGCGAUGGUGGCCUCCUCCUUGGCUUCCUCCCGCGCCACCUCCCCGAGCAAGUCCCCCCUCCCAACCCCACCACCGCGGCGAAAAGCAAGCAAGUCCUCUCUCUUCCACCUCCACCACAGCAACCCAAGCAACAACUCUCUAAUCUCCCGCACACCCUCACCCACAAAACCCGCCGGACUAGCACGAACCACAAUGCGCUCUGAGCCCGCCAAAGCUCCAAAACAAGCCGAAUUCGCCGGCCAUCUGGUGCGCAAACCCCACCACCACCACGAAGGCGACCGGAAACGCUACCGCACCGAACUCACCGAGCGCGAACGCAAGCGCUACGAGGGCGUGUGGGCUGCGAAUCGCGGCCUGCUCCUCCCGCCACCGAGUAGUAAUAUCGAGGCGCUCAAUGGCGAAGUCAUCAAUUUGGUGGUGAGGGAUAUUUGGCGGAGGAGCAAAUUACCGGAUGUGGUGCUUGAAGAGGUGUGGGAGUUGGUAAAUUUGAGAGGAGGGCGGAGUCUGAGUAGGGAGGAGUUUGUGGUGGGCUUGUGGCUGAUUGAUCAGAAGCUUAAGGGGAACAAGUUACCUACGAAGGUAUCGGACAGUGUGUGGGGAAGCGUCAGGAGGUUGGAGGGGCUGAAGAUGCCAAAGCAGAGACGGUGA